Molecule: messenger RNA, 1557 nt
Organism: Serpula lacrymans var. lacrymans S7.9
Lineage: Eukaryota; Fungi; Basidiomycota; Agaricomycetes; Boletales; Serpulaceae
Exons: 2
Cellular component (GO): mitochondrion
Source: RefSeq, a predicted model, not a curated record
GGGAAAAUCGGGGGAAGUGGCGCAGAUGGUUCGUUGAGUGUAGGAAUCAGUGUGGGGUUAGGAAUGGGCGAUGAGGUUGAUCUGACACGUGCUGGUCUUGCUCAGACCACGAUGGCGAGUGUGGAAGUCGUCAGAGGCAUCGCAGCUGCUACCUCGUAUUCCUCCUCUAUGGGUUUGAGGGCAGGAUCUUCUUCGUUGUCUGACGGUGGGAAAAGGGGAAGUCUGUUUGGUACUGGCUGGUUCGGUAAAGACAAGAACAACAAGAGUAAGGGGAAAGCCAAAAUUAAUCGAAAUUCUAUGGUUGGACCCAAUCCUACGCUAGUCAGAAGCGGCAGCACAAAAGGACGAAGAGAUGAUGAAACACCUUUAGGUUUCACGUCAUACCGUGCCCCGCCUGUUUAUGUCGGUGCGGGCUCUGUAUUAGUUCAGGUAUGGGCGGUGGGAUUGGAUGGUGUGGAUGGAAGACUAGUAGGUGUGCAGAUGGAUUCCGGUGGCGUGAACGCUUUUUCUUCUCGCGAUAGCGAGGAUUGGAUAGAUAAAGCAGAUGGAUCAAAAACACGAGACAAGGAUAAAGAAAAAAUAAAGCCUGCACCAGUGGGCUAUAUUCCGGGGCGUUCGUUUGUAGGACGUGUCUUGGAAGUGGGAUGGGAGGUACGUGAGGAGACCGCCAAGAAAGGGGACUGGGUAGUGGGGCUUCUAGGAGUUGGGAAGUGUGGUGCACUCGCAGAAUUCAUCCUCGUUGAUCGGCAUCGCGUUCACCGGAUACCACAUCCCGUUAUCUCGCCGACUAUGCAGCCUCCAUCUACCUCUUCCUUUCCAGUAAGCUCACGUCAUUCUCAACAUAUAUCAUCGUCCAGUAGUCCAGAGGCCAGGCAGCACAUCUCGUCUAUAUUUCUGCCCGGUAAUGAAGGCACAGGCUGUGGAAUAGAUACCAAGCCUAACCAUAGUGGACUGACAGUCGAAGAACUCGCUCUGCUUCCAUUAUGUGGAGUCCCUGCUUACCGCGCUGUGCGUACAUUGGGAACGAUCACCCAAGCAAUGGCCAAGCCCGUAUCAAGCAGUGCCAGUAGUAGUACCGUGCGACCUAGAUCAAUGGUGCAUGAAACCCCGCGCCGUUUUGAUAUGGCUCGUUCACCUUUGGGUCGGGAGAGUAGUAGUGAGGAAGAUUCUGAGACAGAGAAUGUGUCCGACCAAGCCCAUCAUCGCGUGCAAGGCGAUCCUCACCCAUACGGCGUAGGAGUUAAUGAAUACAAGCAACACGACAAUGCUGCGGAAGCUCGUCCUCGUGUGCUCGUCCUUAGGGCACACGAUGGCUCAGGUGCGUUGGCUGUACAAAUGCUUGUAAAAGCAGGGUGGUCAGUUUGGGCACAUGUGCCUGUGCCAUUUGAAUUGCCUGGUCCUCCCCUAUCACCUCUCGCGAAGUGGAGUCAAUGCGAAGACGACGAUGAAAGCGGAGUUGCUGAAGAGAGCAAGGUUCUAAAUGGUGACCAUGAAAAAGAGCUGGAGAGGCGGAGGGUUAUACUUAAGCGUAUCGAAGAUCGCCUGCGCGGAUGGGGU